UGAAAAAGCGAAGAAAAACGUAAGCUUUAUAGGGGUUAAGUUUAAAAGGAAUCGAAAAAAUUUGAAAAUUAGCAAAAGAGACGACUCGACUGCGUUGCCAUUCAAAAAUGGCACCCUUCAAGCGGGCGCGGCAGCCAAAGAUAUCAACGCAGGCCCUGCUCGACUUGGAUCUGGGCGAGAGCUCAUCGGACAGCGACUUUUGCCCAGACAUCGAUGGCUGCAAGGACGAGAGCGACGGGGAGGGUGACAGCAGCGAUGCCAGCAGCAGCGAGUCGGACUCCAAUGCGGAUGACUCCGAGGCGGAGAGUGAUGAUUCCACGCUGCAGCUGCAGCAGUUGCUGGCGGAUAGUGAGGUCCAAGCGGCGCCACUGCAAAAUGGCAUCAAUGGAGGCGAUUACGGGCCACCAGUGGCUGGCGGUGCUGCGACCAUAUCGAUACGUUCGGUGCAGCUGUCCAGCGCGCCGGCGAAGCGUAUGUGCUGCGUGUGUCUGGGUGAGCGCAGUGACGAUGUCAACGAGAUUGUCGAGUGCGAUGCGUGUGGCGUGUCCGUGCACGAAGGCUGCUACGGCGUCAGCGACAACGUGAGCAUCUCCAGCACAAACUCCACUUGCUCCACGGAGCCUUGGUUCUGUGAGGCUUGCCGCGCGGGCGUCUCCGAGCCGGACUGCGAGCUGUGCCCGAACAAGGGCGGCAUCUACAAGGAGACGGACGUGGGCAAGUGGGUGCACCUGAUCUGCGCGCUGUAUGUGCCCGGUGUGGCAUUCGGUGAGGUGGAGCAGCUCUCCUCGGUCACACUCUUCGAGAUGCAGUACAGCAAGUGGGGCGCCAAAGUGUGCUCCCUUUGUGAGAACUCUCUCUUCGCACGGACCGGCGUGUGCAUUGGCUGCGAUGCGGGCAUGUGCAAGACUUACUUCCAUGUGACGUGCGCACAGGUGGCGGGUUUCCUCAUCGAAGCCCAUCACGAGGAUGAUGCAGCGGAUCCGUUUUAUGCGCACUGCAAGGUGCAUUCGGAGAAGGAAAUGAUCAAAAAGCGACGACGGAAUUAUCACACGCUGCGCCUCAACAUGCUGCAGAAGGCCAAGGAGAAGGAGCAGCAGCAGCAGCAGCCCGUGGAUGAGCCCAACACGAAUCCCGCACAGGCGAGGAUACAGCGGAAGUUGCUCAAGAUCCAACUGAAGUACGCGCAGCACAAGGAACUCAAGCCAGCGCCUUGGGUGCCCACGCAGAAGAUGUCGCGACUGCUAACCACUUCGGCCUCUGCCUGCCGCCGGCUGCUGGCCAAGGCCGAGAUCAUGUCCGUCGAUGUGCAGCACAUGGAGCAGCGCGAGGCGCACAUCAAUGCGCUGACAGACAUCCGAAAGAAGUGGCACAUAACGCCUGCGUUUAGCGUGGAGUUUACGGCCUACUACAUGGAUCGCAUUGUGCGCAUGGAGGACUUCCGACAGCAGCAGCAGCAACUCAUCAGCCACAAUGCCAUUCUGUCCAAGGAUCAGGACAGUCUGCGCGCGCAGUACGACUCCUCGCUGGAGGAGCGCAAGGCGGAGAAGGCCCAGCGGGACACGCUGCUGGCCACAAUACGCACGCUGCAUGGGAAUCUGUCGCAUGUGGCACCCUCCGUUACGCUGCCCAAUGUGGAGUUGAUUGCUCGGCCGCUGCCUGAAGCGCCGGCCAAGACCAGCACGCCCACGCCGCCACAGCGUCCCAUCUCCGUGCCCACAGCAGCAGCGCUCAAAAUGGGCGUGGGCUUCCCGCUCGCACACCUCGGCCCACCCGGCACCAAGUUGGACUCCUCGCGGAUGCUCAGCACCCAGGCAAAGCAGGGACGAGGCAGCGGCACACCCGCCAUAGCGCCUGCCAUGGCCUGCGGCAUUUGCAAGCGAAACAACGAUCAACAUUUGCUGGUCAAGUGCGACACCUGCAAUCUGCACUACCAUUUGGGUUGCCUCAACCCGCCGCUCACCCGUCCGCCCAAGAAAUCCAAGCAGUAUGGCUGGCAGUGCUCCGAGUGCUGCGACAAGUCGGAUGGUUCGGACGCCGUCACAGAGAUCUCCUCGGGUCCGCGCAAGUCUCGCACGCGCUUCAACAAGGAUGGCAGCUUGGUGUACGUGGAUCGCUAUUCCCUGGACGAUGUGCCGGCACCAGCGACAGCGUUUGCAAGGGAAAUGUCCGCCAAGCGAGCGCUGAACAAAUCCCUGCCAGUGGCUGUGGGUCCGGAGCUCUACGUGGAUCUGACAAUGUCGCCGAAACGACCGAGGCAGCAGUCGCCGCGGAAAACUCCAAUAAAUGUGCCCGUGGCUUCCACUUCUGCCGCCGCUUCCACUGCGCUAGCUCUGGUCACACCCAUCACAACGCUGCUGUCCGGCUGCGAGGACUCCGUGGACGAGCUAAGCGGCAAACUAUCGCGCAAGGGCAAGCGCAAGGACAAGCAUAAAAACAAGCACAAUCUCUCCUCGGACACGGAAAAGUCCUUCAGCAAGGAGCACAAGCGAAAGCGAAAAAAGCGGGCUCAUCUGAACGAGAAUCCGGCCAAUGCCGCGCGAAACACCAUCAAAAUUAUACUGAAAACGAUGCGACUGCCCGGGGAGGAUGCGCCUGAAUCUCAGUAUUUCUAUGUGCCCGCCAAUGCAGUGCGCUCCGUGGAUGAGGCAUCGCGGCCAACGUCCGUGGAGACAGUCGAGGAUAUUGUGGCGCCGCGAGAGGAGAUCCUUGUGCCCGUUGUGAUGCCCGCUGUGGCGUUGUCCCCGCAAAAACUAAAGGACAGCAAGGAAACACCAGCAGUAGUAGCAGCAGCAGCAGUGACAACCCCACCCGAGAAUCCAUCGCCCAAGCGGAAGGUUAGUCCACGGAAGGCAACGCCUCGCGUGGGCCGCCCGCGGGUGUCCAACCCCAAGCCCGUGGUGGAGAUCAACUGCUGCGUGUGCACCAAAACUGGUAAAACCAAUCAAGUGGUAACCUGCGACGAGUGCCACAAGCAUUAUCACUUUGCCUGCCUCGAUCCGCCGCUGAAAAAGUCGCCGAAAAUUCGCGGCUAUUCCUGGCACUGUGCGGACUGUGAUCCCACGGAUGACGAUGCACUGCCAAAAAAAUAGAAUCUGAUGUUAGUUUUAGGUUUAUUUAGGUCUUUAUACAAUUUUUCAAUUCA
Messenger RNA from Drosophila subobscura, 3142 nucleotides. Its product is annotated as PHD finger protein 14. NCBI's taxonomy places the organism in Eukaryota, Metazoa, Arthropoda, Insecta, Diptera, Drosophilidae. The coding region runs from base 108 to 3089 and encodes 993 amino acids. The transcript is spliced from 2 exons. Gene Ontology annotation, biological process: regulation of transcription by RNA polymerase II. The record is from RefSeq and is a predicted model, not a curated record.